Molecule: messenger RNA, 1584 nt
Organism: Suillus subaureus
Lineage: Eukaryota; Fungi; Basidiomycota; Agaricomycetes; Boletales; Suillaceae
Product: IMP dehydrogenase/GMP reductase
Exons: 4
Coding region: 1-1584 (527 amino acids)
Biological process (GO): GTP biosynthetic process
Cellular component (GO): cytoplasm
Molecular function (GO): IMP dehydrogenase activity
Source: RefSeq, a predicted model, not a curated record
AUGGCGGGCGCUCUCCUGUCUCCCUUAGAGGCUGUUGCUCAUCUUGCAACUUACGAACGAUUAGAUGGCCUCUCAGCCAAGGAUCUCAUGGACUCUCGCGUCCAUGGUGGUCUCACAUACAAUGACUUCCUUAUGCUUCCUGGAAAGAUCGAUUUUCCUGCUUCCGAUGUCAUUACGGAGACCAGAAUAACUCGGAAUGUCAUUCUCAAGACUCCUUUCAUGAGUAGCCCUAUGGACACUGUCACCGAGACAAACAUGGCUAUUAGUCUCGCCCUGCUAGGUGGUAUCGGUGUCAUUCAUCACAACCAGUCCCCCGCUUCUCAAGCAGCCAUGGUUCAAGCCGUGAAAAGGCACGAGAAUGGUUUCAUCGCGGAUCCUAUCGUCUUCUCUCCCAAUCACACCGUUGCAGACAUGCUCGAUAUCAAGGCGCGUCUUGGAUUUUGCGGAAUCCCUAUCACAAAAACUGGAUCUUUGGGAGCUAAACUUGUCGGUAUCGUUACCUCGCGCGACGUGCAGUUUGAGUCUCCUGAGGCACCCCUCCAUAAUGUCAUGACCACGUCUCUUGUCACUGCGCCUCAAGGCGGGAAACUCCCCAUCGUCGACGAACAGGGUCGCCUCACCUCCCUCCUCGCCCGUUCUGACCUUCUCAAAAACCAAAAUUACCCGCUAGCUAGCAAGGAUCAUAGCAAGCAACUGUAUGCCGCCGCGGCCGUCGGCACGCGACCUAGCGACAAAGACCGCCUCAGGCUCCUCGUCGAGGCUGGCCUUGAUAUCGUCAUCCUCGACUCGUCUCAGGGUAAUUCCGUUUUUCAGAUUGACAUGAUUAAGUGGAUCAAGCAAACGUUCCCAAAACUCGAGGUUAUCGCAGGCAACGUUGUCACCCGUGAACAGGCUGCCAACCUAAUUGCCGCAGGGACAGAUGCCCUGCGCGUUGGCAUGGGUAGUGGUUCCAUUUGUAUCACCCAAGAGGUUAUGGCUGCAGGUCGCCCACAGGCCACGGCUGUGUUCGCUGUUGCUGAGUUCGCGUCCAAGUUUGGUGUUCCCGUGAUUGCGGACGGUGGUAUCGGCAACGUGGGGCACAUUGUCAAGGCACUUGCCCUUGGUGCGAGCGGUGUCAUGAUGGGAGGGCUUCUUGCGGGUACCACAGAGGCACCAGGAGAGUACUUCUACCACGAUGGGAAGCGAGUAAAGUCUUACCGAGGCAUGGGUAGCCUUGAAGCUAUGGAAGAGGGUAAAUCGAAUGCGUCAGGUCAGGUCAACGGCUCCACAAAACAGGCGUUCCAGUCCUCGAACGAGCCACACGAGAACGCUGCUACGACGCGCUAUUUCUCCGAGUCAUCCGCAGUCAAGGUUGCACAGGGCGUAUCGGGCGAUGUGCAAGAUAAGGGCAGCAUCGAGGCGUUCAUCCAAUACCUAUACGUUGGUGUCCAGCACAGUCUUCAGGACAUCGGCAUGCGCAGCAUUACGGAUCUUCAGGAAGGCGUGAUGAAGGGUCGUGUCAGGUUUGAAAUGAGAACGGCGAGUGCACAGGUGGAGGGGGGUGUUCAUGGUUUGCAUUCAUAUACCAAACGAUUGUAUGCUUGA